Molecule: messenger RNA, 762 nt
Organism: Bursaphelenchus okinawaensis
Lineage: Eukaryota; Metazoa; Nematoda; Chromadorea; Rhabditida; Aphelenchoididae
Source: the annotation of a GenBank genome assembly
AUGAACUUCACCUCGUUUUUCGUAGUUUUCACUGCACUCACAGUUUCGGUAAGAACUUUUUUUCACGUUUUACAGUGUUUUUAGGUUUAUUUUAUGUAUUUCUCGAUAUUUUCCGCGUUUUCAAAAUUUGCGAAUUUUUUAAUUGUAUAUUGUUUUAGACAAACGCAGACCAAGGAAUCUCCGCCCAAGAAGGAUCACUGUAUGAAAUAUGCGAUUGGUCCUUUUUAAAGUAAGUAGCUUUUGUUUUUUUAUAAUUGUUCAUGUUUACAAUUUAGUUUUACCUUGAUUUCUCGUAUAAAUUGAUAUAUUUUGAUCACUUUUGCAUGGCUUUUCGUUGUAUUCAAUAUUCUAUUGUGGUUUUUAGGAAUACAACGUUAUGUGGAGGUCCGUGUGGACCAGACUUUACUGGACCCAUGUGCAAUGAACCACUCUGUGACUACAAUGAUCCAGAAUGUUUAGAUAGAGUAUCUACGAUUAACUGGAAAAAGGUAGGUGUUAAACUUCUGUUCACUAUACUGUAAUAUAAAUAUAUACUAUAGAAUGCGUAUAUAUUAUCAACAAACUUUUUAAUUUGUUGUUUUUUAACUUUGUUCUUUAAAAAUCAUGUUUUAAUUCUGACUAUUUCAGGUGGUCUGGAUUGUGAUUCCUGUAUUUUUUGUUCUUAUCAAUUUUCUUGCUUGGUUUAUCGUCUACCUCAGAUUCAUGAGAAGGCGGAAUGUAUCUAUUGAGGAGUUUGUCAAGAUGAAGAUUCAGGUUGUUUAA